Molecule: messenger RNA, 2932 nt
Organism: Bubalus bubalis (water buffalo)
Lineage: Eukaryota; Metazoa; Chordata; Mammalia; Artiodactyla; Bovidae
Gene: LYL1
Product: LYL1 basic helix-loop-helix family member
Exons: 4
Coding region: 1716-2561 (281 amino acids)
Biological process (GO): regulation of transcription by RNA polymerase II
Molecular function (GO): RNA polymerase II cis-regulatory region sequence-specific DNA binding; DNA-binding transcription factor activity, RNA polymerase II-specific; protein dimerization activity
Source: RefSeq, a predicted model, not a curated record
CUGCAUCCGCUCCAGACCAGGUGCUUCCUGCCCUGCGGCCCCUUGGGCUUGUACACUGAGGCACCCAGCAGCCUGUGGCAACCCUUUCCCCGCCAGAGCUGGGGAAGGCGGCAGCAUUAACAAGAGGACUGGGGCAGAAUCCCCACCCUGCCACGUGGUAGCCAUGGGACCGUGCAGGCAGCCCUUACUGGCAUCGUAUCGUCUGUACUAUGACCCUAAACCUAAUUCCAGAGCCCAUCUAGUAGGCAUCCCAGAGUUAACUCAAACAUUCAGAACUGUACUCUGGCUUCCCUGGACAGUAGGAUGGUUGUCUGUGGGGUUCUGGGUUUCACUUGAUUCCUGAGUGUGAGCCUGCUCGGUGACUCACUCGUGUCUGACUCUUUGCCACCCCAUGGACUUGCAGCCUGCCAGGCUCCUCUGUCCACGGGAUUUCCUAGGCAAGAAGACUAGAGUGGGUUGCUGUUUCCUUCUCCAGAGGAUCUUCCUGACCCAGGGAUUGAACCCAGGGGCCUGCCUGGGCACUCCUGCAGUCACACGGGGCAAAGCAUGACUGACCCAGGUGGGAGCACGCCAGGGGUGGGAACAGGGUCGUACCUUGAGCUUCAUCACCAUUCCAAGAUAUUGACCCAAUGCCUCUUUAUCACUGUCCACCCUGAAGUGGCCCACACUGUGGGACAAAGGCUGGGGGCCUCUGAGCUGGGGCCAUGUGAGCCUGCGGGGAGAGGCCCCGGAUGGCGGGGACCUGGUGGGCGCACCUAUCAGAAGGUUCGGCCACUGGCACUGGCCGCACCUCCCCAGCUGUGGUACUUUUCUUUAACCCUCCUGGACCUGGCGUGGUGGUGUGGAGGGUGCACCAGGGGCCCAAGACACUGGCCCAGCCUGGACACCCAGGGCCAGACUGUCAACACUGCCCUGCAGUCAGCGCAGGGUGGGGUUGGCAGAAGAGCGAGGAGGCACUCUUGUAGAAAGAGGAACCGGGCAGGCUGAGGAGGAGAAGGGGGCCCCUGGGUCACGAGGCCCCAGCAGAGCCGGAAAGGACUCUCCACCCCCAUCAGCACAGGACAAGGGGUAUUCAAAGCUGGAGGACAGGCCCAAGUAACAUAGGGACUGCUGCAUUUCUGCCUCAGUUUCCCCUCUGCAUGCAACCGGGCACCUCACUCCCAAGGAUGUGUGCAGGAGCAGGGAUCCUGCAGCGCCUGGGGGACAGAAGGUGAGGCCUUGAGGGUGACAGGCGGUCCUGCCUGUGCUGGCGGGGGGCGGGGCCCAGAGGCCCGCGCUCGGGGGAUCCCCGCCCCGCCGGGUUUCCUCCGGGGUCAGCCCGGCUCCUUAUCAGGCGCGGCCAGGCAGCCAGGCCCUUAUCUGCACUGGCCCAGCAUCCUCCAGCCAUUGCGCCAGGGGUGAGAGGGAGGAAACCGGGCCGCCAGGGGCGGGGAGAGGGUGGGCGGCCUGGAGCUGCUCACUUUCCCUGGAGGGACCUGCCCUGUUGCUGCCGCUGCUUCUGCCGCGGUGGCCCUUGGGAGCCAAGGAAGAGGGGUGGCCGACGCCACAGCCCGGAGGGGUGGCCGACUAACUACCAGGGCCACGGAGCACAGAGGCUGGAGCAGGGUGCUGGUGUCUCGCCUGAACCUGGAACUGCAUCCUAGCCCUGGAGGACAGAGUCAGGGCCAUCUGCAGGCAGCCACAACAGUGCUGGGGUGAGCACCCCCUCGGGGUCCAUGUGCCCGCCCGAGGCCCAGGCGGAGGUGGGCCCCACCAUGACCGAGAAGGCCAAGAUGGUGUGUGCUCCCAGCCCAGUGCCUGCCCUGCCCCCAAAGCCUGCCUCGCCUGGGCCCCCAAAGGUGGAGGAGGUGGGCCACGGAGGCUCCGUCUCGCCACCCAGGCUGCCCCCUGGUGUGCCAGUGAUCAGCCUGGGCCACACCAGGCCCCCAGGGGCAGCCAUGGCCACCACAGAACUCAGCACCCUCCAUCCCCCACUGCUGCAACUCUCUGCCUUAGGAACCGCCCCACCCCCGCUGGCCCUGCAUUACCACCCUCACCCAUUCCUCAACAGCCUCUACAUUGGGCCAGCAGGACCUUUCAGCAUCUUCCCUAGCAGCCGGCUAAAGCGGAGACCAAGCCACUGUGAGCUGGAGCUGGCUGAGGGGCAUCAGCCCCAGAAGGUGGCCCGGCGCGUGUUCACCAACAGUCGGGAGCGCUGGCGGCAGCAGAACGUGAACGGCGCUUUCGCUGAGCUCAGGAAGCUGCUGCCAACGCACCCGCCCGACCGGAAGCUGAGCAAGAACGAGGUGCUCCGCCUGGCCAUGAAAUACAUUGGCUUCCUGGUGCGGCUGCUGCGCGACCAGGCGGCGGCUCUGGCCGCAGGCUCCGCCCCUCCGGGGCCCCGCAAGCGGCCGGCGCACCGAGGCCUGGACGACGGCGGCGCCCGUCGCGGGCCGUGUCGCAGGGCCGAGGUAGUGGCGCGCCCCCAGCCCGCGCCUUCCGGCGGCCCCGACAGCAGCCGCGGUGGGACUGGCCGACCCAUCAAGACAGAGCAAGCGGCUGUGAGCCCAGAGGUGCGAUGACCUCCACGAUGUCGCCUCUGAGCCGAAGGGCACUGGAAAGCCAGCCCAGGGCCAUCUAGGAAGGGGCGGACGACGUGCUCGCACGGCCUGAUCUGGACCGAAUUCUCCCGAAGAAGGACCAGUGAGGGGUCCCCUACAGGGGAAAGGGCCCGGCGGUCCCGAAGGGCGACCGUCUCCCCCAGGGGCUUGAAGACCCUUUUAUCGCCCACGGCCCGCUGGAGGUGGCCUUGUCCGCGUACCCCUUCCGCGGGGUGAGGUCCGGGAACCAACACAUCAGAGUGGCCAUUGGACUCAAAGGGGGCCUAAUUUUUCCGAGCUGGGGUCACCGAGGGAGUUAAGCAGGGGCCUGAGAACACGCUCCUUUCUCACUG